This is a messenger RNA of Angiostrongylus costaricensis, 735 nucleotides long. NCBI's taxonomy places the organism in Eukaryota, Metazoa, Nematoda, Chromadorea, Rhabditida, Metastrongylidae. The record is from the annotation of a GenBank genome assembly.
AUGUUUUUUAGGUGGACGUUAGUCGUUCCUGUCUUAAUGAGAGUUGUACAAGCUCUGCUAUCACUUCUGGCGGGUGUAACGACGGCUUUGGAGUUGGAUCUGACAGUUGAUAUACCGCCUGGUAAAUUCCAGUGCUUCUUCCAGCCUGUUGAUGUUAACAAACAUAAGACGAUGGAAAUUGAUUACCAGGUUGUAGACGGUGGUGACCUCAAUAUUAACUUUGUUCUUCUAUUGGAAUCUAAUAAGUUAUAUGAGGAUAUUUUGAAGACUGAUGGUACUCACAGAGUCAAUCUUCAAGUAGGGGGAGACUAUCAAAUUUGCUUCGACAAUAGCUUUAGUUACCAAUCUCGCAAGAUUGUUUUCUUCGAAAUUUUCUUACUGGAUGAAAAGGGAGAAGCUGAUGAACGAGAUGUGUUGAAAGUAGGAGUAGGAGAUGGCAAUGCUAAUUUGGAAACACUAGGUAUUCCAAUUGCAGGAUUCUUCGACGCUACCAAUCGUAUAAAAUCACAACUCAAUAAAGUCGAGUACUACCAGGCUGUUCUACGAGCUCACGAAGCUCGUGACCGUGCUGUAAUGACAGCGAAUUUCGAUCGCGUCACUCUUUGGAGUUGUAUACACACUAUUGUGAUGAUUUCGGUUGGUGUAUUACAGGUGUUUUUGUUGAGAAGUUUAUUUGAAGACAACUCUAAAGUUGGAAGUCUUUUGAGGAAGGGUAAAAUAGGGUAUAGAUUUUAG